Danio rerio (zebrafish) is the source of this 3050-nucleotide messenger RNA. Lineage: Eukaryota; Metazoa; Chordata; Actinopteri; Cypriniformes; Danionidae. The record is from RefSeq and is a predicted model, not a curated record.
AGAGAGUGAGAGACAAACAAGGGAAGCCAAAGAAGAAAAGACUCGGAGCUCCCUCUGCCCCCUCAGAUCUCUCCAGGGAACGAGAGAGUAGGGCAGAAAAUACAGGGACGGAGGAAGAGGAGACUGUUGAAUGUAGUUGAGCAUCGCAUGCAGAGCAGCCAAUGAGAGACUGUGAUGGGACCAAAGCUGACACCCAGAGCAAAGCGGACCACAGAUUUCUGACAUGGUGUCGACCCAGAUUGAUGGAAGGAAAAUGAGGGGAGAGAGGACAGACGUAGACAGACUUGUGUCGCUGCUUCAGAAAACACAGAUGGUAAACCGAGGACGUUCUUCCUCUGAUGUGUCCACCAGAUAUUUUGUAAGGUGUUGUGCUGUAAAUAAGGUGUGUGGACUCAGUGUACAGCACUAAUCUUAGAGACGGGGGAGGAGAGCGAUUCUCCACAUACAUACAGUACAAACCCCCUCUGCCAAUCAGAGAGAGAGAGAGCAGCAGAGCGAGUGAAGAAACAGGGGAAACGGCUCCAGCAGUUAUCUUAGGUGGACAGAGAGAAAGAAUUACACUCGAACACGCCACACGGUACAAGACGCUUCAGCCAGCGGAGGCGGAUAACUGGCCAGACGCCUCCUAUCUGCAGCUCCAGACCAAGAAGAUUCCUCACUAAUUCUCUCCCGGCUUCAUCCCAAGCUUGAAGAGGAGGAAUAAGGGAAGAAGAAGGAAGAGGAAAGUGCUUUGUGACUUCCCUGAGAGUGAGGGCAAACGCCGUCAAUAGAAAGACUGAGAGAGAGAGCAGGGGAAAUCUCCCCCUCGCCCUCUCUCGACCCGGAUCACCGUCAGGCUGGCUGGCACAGCCAUGGCCUUCACCUUUGCGGCCUUUUGCUACAUGUUAACACUCGUGUUGUGCGCCGCCCUCAUCUUCUUCGUCAUCUGGCAGAUUAUUGCGUUUGAUGAGCUGCGCACAGACUUCAAAAACCCCAUCGAUCAGAGCAACCCCACCAGAGCGAGGGAAAGAAUAUUGAACAUUGAGAGAAUCUGCAACCUCCUCCGAAGGCUGGUUGUUCCAGAAUAUUCCAUCCACGGGCUGUUCUGCCUGAUGUUCAUGUGUGCGGGGGAGUGGGUGACUCUGGGCCUUAACAUCCCGCUGCUCCUCUAUCACCUCUGGAGGUUUUUCCACCGUCCCGCAGAUGGCUCUGAGGUUAUGUACGAUCCAGUGAGUGUGAUGAAUGCAGACAUCCUGAAUUACUGCCAAAAAGAGUCCUGGUGCAAGCUUGGCUUCUACCUUCUGUCCUUUUUCUACUAUCUGUACAGUAUGGUGUACGCUUUGGUCAGCUUCUAAGUGAUCAAAUGAAGGACGGAGGAGGACUCUAAAAAGAGAAGAAGAGAAACGACAGAACAAAUACCGAACUAUGUUGCGCUCUCCUCUCCUCAUUUCCACAGACCUUGUUCAGCUCCUCCUCAGAUCUCCUGGGUGGGGAUGGACGAUGGACAGAUGUAGAAAACGGAGCCAUCAAAUGUAAAGCUGCCUCAAUCACUGCCAUUAAAAAAACACAAAAACAAGAGGACAGGUGGAACCAAAUGAAAACGAGUGCAAUAGAGAGCGAGAAGGAGGGGAAAUGGUGAACAAAAGGCUCAGGCAGUGUGGAUGUUUUGUAACACCGUUUCAUUUCUCAAGGGCUGCUGAACAUUUCCGCUGCUCAUAGCAACAAAACGCUUCUUAACGCCGACGAAGAGACACACAACCAGACCAAUACCGAAUGUGUUUCCUUGAAUUUAAAGUCAACAGAUCUUGGACUUUACGUUGCAGUGUCCUUUCUUUUGCAGAUAACAACCACUUCUUUUGUAUGUGUGUGCGUGUGUGCGUCAGAGUAUUUAAUAACUGCUAAGUAUUUGCUAUUUCAGUAUUCGUGGUAGAUAUACCUAUACAAUUACCCUGUAUGUAGAGGUAUAAUAUAAUAAUAGAUUAAAUAUACGGCUCAGUUGUUGCAGUUCAGUCAGGGUAGUUCUCUUAGUGUCCUUAAAACAAACAAACAAACAAAAAAAUGCACAAGAACUCUAUUUUUACGUCCAAUCAGAUGGCGAAGUUUACAGACGCUUCAAAAGCAAAUCAACCAAUGAGAUAAAAAUACAAGCCGGAGAAACUGUUUGAGGAGCAUUGCAUCUGAGGAUUGACCCCUAGAUGUUCAUCCGUCACGAGGACCAAGCAGACUCUUAAUUGAGACGGGCGUGCGGGACGGCCCGUGCACAAGAGAUCUGACCCCGAGCUCUCAAAUACUCGAUAGACUGUGACCAAUCAUAAAAGCACUUUUCGGAAAGCCAACAGAUGAACUGUAGCAAAUCGACAGAGGACGAAAAGCGAAGACGUUCACAGAUGAUGCUUUUGACAACAGACUAUCAAACACAAACUCUUCAGGCAAUCGUCUGUGUUGUUAGAUUAUAUACAACAUUAAUUGUUGUGUGUAUAUCAAAUAGGGCCUCUCGAAACACCUCAUUUGGAGUUCCCGUUGUUGUGCUGUGUCCAUGGGUCUGCUAAACCAGUAGAUUUAACAAUUAUUUAACUAAAGCUGUGGCUUCGUAGAUGAAUAGAGUGGCCAAUGCAUCACUCAUGAACUAGAACGCCUUCAUUAUGACAUUUAUACACACGCACAAAUUGAAUAACGAGUGCUUUUUUAGCAACGCCGCCAUAUCUGAUUUAAACUCCUGGGUCUUGUUUUUAAUUUCUCCAUCUUGGCUUUGACUUGAUGUACCCUCAAAAAUGUGAAUAUUUCUAUUCUGGACAAUCGCUAUUAGUGGGCCGAGAGACAGCCGAGUAGGGUCUUCAUUAUAGACGUCAUCUCUGAAUGUCUUUUUGUGAUUAAUAUUAGUUCACAUGCAGUAUCCGCAUUUAAGAAUAUCUGCAUGAUUUUUGUCUUUUAUACAAGAUUCAUUAACGUACGCUACAGCACCUUUGGUAACUUUGAGUUCUGUGUUCAGUUGAACACGGCCGGAUAUCUUAUAUACUCCGAAAGCAAUUCCACAUGUUGUAAUAAAACAAUGUUGCUGACUACAAAAAAAA